Messenger RNA from Ambispora gerdemannii, 742 nucleotides. NCBI's taxonomy places the organism in Eukaryota, Fungi, Glomeromycota, Glomeromycetes, Archaeosporales, Ambisporaceae. The record is from the annotation of a GenBank genome assembly.
AUGCCUCAAAUCCAUACAUUAUCAGAUAUAGGUGAAGGCAAAAAACUUGGAGACAUACCAUCAAAUCGAUAUUCACAUAGUCGAAUGGAACUUGAAAAUCAGCUUGCUUAUAAAGAUAAUAAACGUAUGCAGUAUGAUCUAAAUCAAUCUGAUAAAGAUAAAGAGAAACUUUUUAAGCAUAGUUAUCAACUUAUUAAUGAGGUUAAACGAUUGAAAGUGGACAAUACUAAUCUUACAUCACAGAUUAUCCGAUCACAGAUUUCCUGUGAUGAGUAUAAAGCCAGUAAGUUAGCAUCAGCUCAAAAAGGUGCAUUUUUGAUUCAGGAAAAUUCAUCAAAAAAAGAUUCUGAGAUUAUGUCUCUUAAAGCUGAACUAAAGCAUAUAAAGAAUAAAUUGGCUUCAAAGAUUGAUGAGCUUGAACGAUUAAAAUCAAAUACUAUAUCAACGAAUAACUCUUCGAGUCAUAAUAAUCUUGCCCAAUAUUUUGUACGUAAAAAGAAAGAUGAAAGUAUUCUUAUACACGAAUCUUCAAAAGUAAGUACUCCCAUACUGGCUCAUGAUAAUAUAGAUGAUACAAAGUAUCAAACUCCAGAAAUAAAAAAGAAUAUGACUCCGAUUAGCACGAAUGUACGAGUAAGUGCUAAAUCUAAUUCUCAGAUUUAUAAUAUCACAAAAGAAGGGGGUAGACCCUCUGGGUCAUUGCUAAGCAAUAAAGAAUUACCUAUUGUAGCGUUAGGUGCAG